AUGACCAGCGACUCCGUCGACCAGGUCGGGUGCUACCGCAUCGUCGAGGAGAUCGGCGAGGGGGCGUUUGGCAAGGUCUACCUCGCCUCUCACAUCAUAUUGGACACCAAGGUGGUGCUCAAAUGCGGCAGAAAGGACGACCCCAACAUCGUUCGUGAGAUCUACUAUCACAAACAGCUUAAACACCGCAACAUCGUCAGUUUGUAUGAGGUGAUCAAAACCGAGAACCACAUCUGGUUGGUGUUGGAAUACUGUGCUGGCGGCGAGCUAUUCUACCACAUCUACGACCACAAACGGCUAUCGGCCGACCACGCCCGCAGUCUCUUCUUCCAGAUCGUGUUGGCGGUGAAAUACGUCCACCUGCUAAACCUCAGCCACCGCGACCUCAAGUUGGAAAAUAUCCUCUUUGCUGACGUCAAGCGGACGAAAGUAAAGCUUAGUGACUUUGGCUUCGUCAGAGAGGUCCAGCCGCGCCAGCAAUUGCAGACUAUAUGUGGCACUCUGGUGUAUAUGGCCCCCGAGAUGGUUCAGGGCGCUAAGUAUCUGGGGUUUGCCGUCGACAUCUGGGCCUUGGGAAUCAUCCUUUAUACGAUGGUAUAUGGAGAACUCCCGUUUGACGAUGAUAACGAUUUUGUCGUUAAGGAAAGAAUUGUUAAUUCCCACCCGCGGAUAUCGGAAGCAGUACCACCAGAAAUCAAUGAGUUGGUGGUUAAACUACUCAGCAAAGACCCUCAAUUGCGACCCAACAUCAACGAGAUCCUCAAUCUGCCGUUUUUAAUCGACACCUACCUGGAAUACACUGAGAAGGAUUGCGGCGCCGUCGCCGAUGCCGAGCUGAUUAUCCUGAUCCACCAACACUACCACUACGCCAAAGCCCCCUUGCUGUCUAAGCUUGAACGUACCAUCCUCAAACGGCUUAAAAAGCUCGGAGUCAACUUGGAACUGCUUGAAGCCAGCGUCUACAAAAACGAGAUGAACCCUUUAACUGCAUUCUACGAGUUACUAUUGACUGAAGAACUUGCUAAGAAGAAACAGAAAUACAUGCGGGAGAAGAAACGCCGCUACUACGAAGCCCGCAAGCUGUUGCGCCGGUCGCUGCAGCGGGUGAAGCUGGUGCUCCUGCUAUCGGACCAAGGGCUGAUAUCUCUGCAAACGGGGCUUUCGUUCCUCAAUCUGAGACGGUCUACCGACAUUUCUCGUCCUGACCCCCACCAAAUGCUGCCCAAAAAGCCCGCUACCGCCAUCACUACCCCGGAACUGGCCCUGAUCAUGCAGACGCUCGCCGACCCGCAACCGGUGAUUUCCAGUAACGGACGCGAGGUACAAUUUUCGGAAGUGAGUCCCGUCAAUCUGACGCUGGGAGACUCGUCUCGCCGCAAGUAUAGGGACGGUAAAUUGCUCACUAAGCUCCAGUUCUGGAAAAAGCAUAAACGGUCGACGGAAUCGCUUGAAGGCGCCACUCUUAAGGAGAAACCCAGCUUAGACCAACUCACCAUCCCCCUGCAAAACGGUAGCUACCCCGAUGUCGUCGAACCCGUACCAGUUACCGCUGUCCCCGCCCCUUUAUUGGAUGACGCCAAUGCCCUCGAACUCAACCAACAGCCACCAAUCUCGGAGAAAAAGGAUACGCCGCUGCCAAUAAGAGCAGUGUCUCUGCAACCAGGGUCAUCAUCGCUGCAACGGCGACCGCGCCCGCUUCUGAUCGUAUCCCAGGUGUCUCAGCUCAGUAACUUAUCCCAUUUCAGCGCGAUGACGGAAUCAGAACUAGACAUUUUGGACGAGCUGGAGCUGGACGACGACAUCUCGUUUGACGACGGCAUGUACGACCUGAGUCUCAAUAACUCUCAAGACUUGAAAAGUCAAACUGGGAGUCUUAGAAACCGCAAAAAACGACCCGCCUACCCUCGCCGCCAAGUCAGCGACAUCAGCGCCCGCCUGAAGUUGCUGCAGUUGCUGCUGAACUCGCUGGACGAGCUGGAGGUGCUGAUGCCCGUGAUCGCCCCCAUUGAUCCUCAGCCGCGGCCGACGCUGCCGGUGCCCCGUUCCAAGCGGUGGAAACUGCUGGUGUUUCUGAUGGCUGGUGGGGUAGACCCAGUGGCCCUUGGUACCGGUUACCCCGGGGGUCCUGGGCCUAUACCCAGCUCCAAAGACCGCAAUCUGCCUCCCGUGGCGACGUUUAACCGGUUAAAUCUUCGAUUAAAGCGUCACGGGGGCGGCAACCGCGAUGAGGUAGGACCCCCAGGCCACUUGCUGCUGCCUAUGGACGAGAAACGCCCCUGGAUGGCCACCAGUACCCCCUUCGACCUGUUGAUCGAAGAAGAAGAAGAAUAA
This is a messenger RNA of Diutina rugosa, 2331 nucleotides long. Its product is annotated as non-specific serine/threonine protein kinase. The record is from RefSeq and is a predicted model, not a curated record. Gene Ontology annotation, molecular function: protein serine/threonine kinase activity; ATP binding. Gene Ontology annotation, biological process: intracellular signal transduction; protein phosphorylation. Lineage: Eukaryota; Fungi; Ascomycota; Pichiomycetes; Serinales; Debaryomycetaceae. The transcript has a single exon. The coding region runs from base 1 to 2331 and encodes 776 amino acids. Gene Ontology annotation, cellular component: cytoplasm.